Molecule: messenger RNA, 1206 nt
Organism: Penicillium lagena
Lineage: Eukaryota; Fungi; Ascomycota; Eurotiomycetes; Eurotiales; Aspergillaceae
Product: epoxide hydrolase family protein
Exons: 4
Coding region: 1-1206 (401 amino acids)
Biological process (GO): epoxide metabolic process
Molecular function (GO): epoxide hydrolase activity
Source: RefSeq, a predicted model, not a curated record
AUGCUGAGUAGUUUCAACACUCCUCCCAAGAACGUCUCCGGCACACUCGAGGCUUUCACCCUACACGUACCUGAGGAAGACUUGUCUAAAUUCCAAGAGCUUUUGAAAUUGUCUGAAAUCGGACCAGCAACAUGGUGGAAUACACAACAAGAUUCCCAAUUCGGAGUGUCCCGCGAGUGGCUAAGCCAGGCUAAAAAUACAUGGCUCAAUAAAUUCACCUGGCGCGAUCAUGAACACUCUAUCAACAAGUUCCCCAAUUUCAAGAUCGCUAUCAGCGAUGAGGAAGCUGGGCAGGUGGAUAUCCACUUUGCGGCACUCUUCUCUAAAAGGAAGGAUGCUAUCCCUGUCAUCUUUCUUCACGGAUUUCCGGCUUCGUUUAUGGAAUUCCUACCGAUGAUGCAGCUACUUGCCGACAGGUAUACACCGGAGACACUACCGUAUCAUAUCAUUGUUCCCUCUUUACCCGACUAUGGACUUUCCGGUAGCCCUACUACGGAUGUCGAGAUGACUCUGACCCAAGCUGCGCGUAUCAUGAACCAGUUGAUGCUUGAUCUUGGGUUCGUCGACGGUUAUGCCGCGCAGGGAGGUGACCUUGGCAGUAUGCUUGCGCGGAUUAUGUCUGUUCAAUACGAGGAAUGCAAAGCUUUUCACGUUAACAUGCUCGUGUUGGAUCCGGGAGAGUCGGCCCCUUCUCGCGACAGCUUAACUCCCAAAGAACUGGAUAUCUUGCAACGGACCGAAACUUGGCGCCAGACGGGCUUAGCUUAUGCCCUCGUGCAUGGAACCCGUCCAGCUACCGUCGGGCUGGCAAUGUCUUCCAGUCCACUUGCCUUGCUGGCAUGGAUUGGUGAGAAGCUCCUUGAAUGGGUUGAUCAGCGAGAACCGCUUCCGCUCGACACAAUUCUAGCUUGGGUCAGCUUCUACUGGUUCACGAAAACAUUCCCUCGCAGUUUGUACCAUGCCGAACUCGUCAAAAACUUGCUCAGAGGGGAUAAACAUCCAAUUUCAAAGGAGAAGCCGCUUGGGUAUUCGAUGUUUGCCCAUGAUCUUGCGAUAUUACCACAAGCCUGGGCGAAGGAAAUAUAUCCAAAUCUGAUAUUCUAUCGGGCCCAUGAAACUGGUGGGCAUUUUGCCAGCGUAGAGCAACCAAAAGCAUUUUUGGAGGAUGUUGAGGACUUCUUGGCAAAGAUCCGUGGAUUGCUCUGA